This is a messenger RNA of Notodromas monacha, 2603 nucleotides long. Lineage: Eukaryota; Metazoa; Arthropoda; Ostracoda; Podocopida; Cyprididae. The record is from the annotation of a GenBank genome assembly.
UAAAAUUGCAACUUGAUGGAAUGAAUUUUCUUUGAAAAAAAAAAGUCUAGAAGCCUUUAGAUAAUUUUCGAAUGGCUUUUAUAGAAAUAAUUCCAAAUUUUCGCUGCAUCCCAUGAUUUUCUUCUUUUUUGCUUUUUGGCUUUCAAAGCUGUAAUUUGCUUUCCUAUAAGAGCUGCACAUCAUAAGGGUGAGUACGAGGGUUGGUUCAAAAAUUUUGAGAUCUUUUUCAAGUACAGUAAAUCGAACAGAGUCUUGACAAUUACAUUUUUUUUUUACUCGCACAGCCCCAUCUUUUAAAAACAUUUCAGUGAUGUUCAACAUACUCUCCGCCGAUUUCAGUGCCUUUUUUUCAUACAAUAAAUCCGAAGAUCAAAGCAGUGUCAAAAAUCGAGUUCUGUCAGUUGAUCAGGCCCCCUGUGACUUCUGGCUGUUCCCGAGAAUGAAGAACAGCGUCAAAGAGCAGCUUAAUCUAUCAACGGAACUCGGAUUCAUGGCAUUGUUUUGAUCGAUGGAUUUAUCGCGUGAAAAUAUGCCCUGAAAUAUUGCCAAAUCACGGGGCUUGUGAGUACUGUACAAAUUAUUAUUAUUUUUUUAAACUCAGUUGGAUCUACCGGUAUUUCAAAAAAGUCUCAGAACGUAUGAACAAACCCUUGUAACAAAAUGAGCAAGUGCGUGAAAGUUCAGAUGAUGUACGAGAACUGCUCAAAAGAAUUACAGUAUUUUCGGAUUACCGUACCAAGUCUUCUUUGUUGUGUCAAUUGGGAAAAAUCGCGACGUAGGUAAUGAACAAGCGAAUCACGUGAGAUCAAGGUUUUGUUCCGCCCUCUUUUGUGCAUGUGCGCUUCUAUUACUUUUGGUAUAACUUCCCAAAACAAAAUGCCUAAUUUUUCCACAUGCUUUUCUCUUGUUUUAAUCUACCUCAUUUGCGUGGGUUUAUUCGUGAUCGUGAAUGAUUUCUGAAUAGGCUGACCUUCCACUGGUUAUAUAAAUGAAAAUCGGAUCCGUCCGUCUUUAUGCUUCCCGACAUUAACCUUGAAUGCCUCAUGAUUUCGAAACUUGCAGUUAGAUGCGAUUAGAGUGGGUAUCGUUGCGACACGAAAUAUUUGCAUAUUAAAAUGAACGCCACGGAGCGGUCUCAUCGGAAGCAUCAACCCGAAUCAAUUGAAUACACAUUUGUUUCCCCGUCUUCUCUGGAGCAACGAAUCAGGAAUGCUUGGAAAAUUGGGAAAUUGUGCGACGUUUGCAUCGUGUGUGCGGAUGGCGGCGUGAGAGCGCACAAGCUCAUCCUCGCUUUGCACAGUCCGUACUUCGACCGGCUUCUGCAAAUGCAUGGGAAUCUUCGCAUGAAUCGUAAGCAGCAAGCUUUGAUCCGCUUGGCAAGCUACCAGAAGUGUCAUGUUGUAAAUCUCCUCCGGCUUUUAUACGGAGAAGAUGUGAGAAUCGAAUCUGAAUCGGCGGAGCGUUUCGCCGACUUGCUCAAGCUUUGUUCCGUGAGAGGCAUUGAGAAAAAGCGGGUGGAAAUCGACAUGUCCGAGCUGGAAGAAAUGAUAUUUUGUGAAAAUGACGACAUAAAUCCGGCCAUCGAGGAAAGUGAUUCAUCAGACUCGGAAAUCGAAGAAAUACCGCCCUGUCCGAGUCUCGGUGGUAAAGUCGCGCGUGGCAAAGUGGUACAUGAGAAAGCAAAAGUGGCGGCGAAUGCGACUGCAAUUCCACCGGAGCCCAGACCUUCUGUCGGACAGUCUUCAGAGCUAAAAGCGGUGGAACCUACUUCGCAUAAACCAUCAGGAGGCGAACGUGUGAAACCAAGUUCAGCGAAAGAUCGUGCAGGUCUUGAAGCAGCAAGUCGGAAAGCGAAGGAGAAAUCCAGACAGGAUGCCGUGAAGCAGGAUCCCUCGAAGCGCGCUAAAGAUGAACCUGCAGUGCAGAAAGUUGCUUCAAGAAUGGAUAACAGUUCGUCGUCUAGUUCGAGCGACGAUUCGCCGCAGAAUGAAGAUGAUGUAAUUCUAGUGGCAUCAGACACUGAGACGUUGGAUGAAAGUGUUCUGCAGAUUGGCGAAAAUACCCCGAAGAAACAGGAUUCUGAGCUACAACCUCAUCACCUAAUGUAUUCAUUGCCACGAAAACCACAGCCUCGCGUCAAUGCAUCUUCUCGGACUGACGAAAUUCCCCCAGCCAAUUCGAAGAGAAUGGAGAAAGAGCCUGCAAAUAAAGUCAGCAGCGUCGUGCCUCUAGUCGCCGAGAAAUACUUCUGCUCGGAAUGCGAUUUUCUGACGGAUUCCCCCAGACUUGCCGAAGCUCACAUCUGGUAUUCUCACAAGGACGGGAAUGAAGGUCGACGUUAGAUGACUAUGCUUGCUGUCAUCACACCCGGAAGGCAGAGAAUUGUGAUUCUGAAUUGAAGGGGAAAACGUCUGAAUCGCUACGGGUAACUUCGUGAUAUUGGAUGUGGAUUUGUUGCAAGUGUGAUAUAGUUCGGAUUGGAAUGAGGUUUUUCGGUUGGAUGAAGAUCUCAUUUGUUCUUGAUGUUAAUGCACUUUGAAAAAAAAAAAGAAUGUAUCCACGAUGUUUUUUCUCAAUACAGGUGUAUCUAGUGUAAGUGAAUG